CGAGGGCUGAGAUAUAUAAAUGAGCCGGUUGCUGCAGUGCCCCAUCUGGGAUCUUCAGCCAGGGCACUGGCGUAGAUACACACGCUCCGUGCUGCUCUCCCCCCGGCACCUCGCCUGGAGCCCCCACGCCACGACAGUCUCGUCCUCUGCCCCUUUCUCCCCGCCUCCAUCCCGCCAGCGCCAUGAGCCGGCCAGAACUGCUCGCCGUCCUGCUCCUGGCCGUGCCGGCUGUCUCCCUCCCUGUGACAAAUGACAUGAAUAAAGGCGACACUAAGGUGAUGAAGUGCAUUGUAGAGGUCAUCUCUGAUACUUUAUCUAAGCCAAACCCCCUGCCGAUCAGUGAGGAAUGCCUAGAAACUCUGCGAGGAGAUGAGCGAAUUAUUUCUAUCCUUCGCCACCAAAACUUAUUGAAGGAACUUCAGGAAAUUGCUGCACAAGGUGCCAAUGAGAGAACUCAGCAGCAGAAGAAAAACAGCGGCUUUGAAGAUGAACUUUCCGAAGUCCUUGAAAGUCAGAACAACAAGAACAAGCAGAGAGAUGCUGCAGGGGAGCUCCCUGAAGAGGAGCAGCCCACAGGGUCCCUGGCUGAGCUGGCAGCACAGAAACCCCAGCAAAAUGAAGACUCCAGAGAGGAGGAAAAAAGCCUGGAGGAGAGGGAACCCAGACCAUGGGAUACCAACCCUGUUGAGAAAGAGGAUCGGGAGGAAGCUGAGAGCAAUGACAUCAGGGAUACAGAGGAUACCCAUCGAAACAACAUUUUGGACAACCACAUUGGCAAAAACUUCAGUGAGGAUGAGCAGCAGCAGCAGCAAGAGGAUGAAGAGGAGGAGCCCAGAGGCUCCAGGGAUAGCCUGGAGCUUGAGGAUGAGGGAGAAGAGCCAUCCAGGAAGGGUCAGGAGCACAGCAAGGAGGUAGCAGGGGAGCGUGUGGAGCGGGAGGAUGAUGAAGCUGCAGAGGAGGACCCUACUGAAGCAGAGAGGUCACUCGAUCUGGCUGAGGAGGACGAGGAGGCUGAGGAGAUGCAGGGAGGUGACAAUAACGAUGAUGAGCUGGGAUUUGGAAAAGAUGUGCAAAGCUCUGAAGAGGAGGAGGAAGAGGAGGAGGAAGAGCAGCCCCGGGUACUGAGAGGAGGGAGGCAUCACCUGGAGGAUGAGGAGAUGCAGGGAGAAGAGGAAACCUUUCAGCCCAGGAAUGCCAAAAGUGAUGAGAUGGAGGAGGAGUCCUCCAGGGAGUGGGAAGACACCAAGAGGUGGAACAAAAUGGAUGAGCUGGCCAAGCAGCUGACAUCAAAGAAGCGCAUGGAGGAAAGUGAUAGUGAGGAAGACCCAGACAGGUCCAUGAAAAAGACAUUUAGGUCCCGCAAGUAUGCCUUCAGUAGUCCAGAGGAAAAUGUGAGAAGGUCAUGGAAGCAUCACUCGAAGGAAGACAGCAGUGAAGGAGGCUUUCCACUUGCUCCUAUGCCCGAAGAAAAGAAGGAUGAGGAAGGCAGCGCUAACAGGAGAACAGAGGACCAGGAGCUGGAGAGCCUGGCUGCCAUCGAGGCGGAGCUGGAGCGCGUCGCCCACAAGCUGCACGAGCUGAGGCGAGGCUGAGGGCCCCGGCGCUCCCCGCCGGCCAAAGCAGCGCCGCCACGCUCCUGCCUCCCUCCCUCUCUGCCACCGCGCGUCCAUUUCCCGAUCUAAGAGCAGUUAAGCCGAGCAGAAGCACCGUGCCUAGGAACCGACCCCGCUAGCCCCAGGCCUGCCUCCCUCGCCAUAGUGUUGUGCCCAUCGCCGCUGCCUCACCUCACGCUGCCCUCUCCACACGGAUGUCCACACGCCCGGCAGGGCGCCCGUGGCUGCGAAGUGCAACCUACAUGUGUAUUUUCUGUCUGGGUGGGGUUUUCUCCCUCUUUUUUUUUUUUUUUUUUUUUUUUUUUAAAGACAGGACAGCUUUCUAGAAAGUUCUUUCACCGGUAGUUUCACUGGGUAAAAAACUGCAAUAACUUGUUAUCUUUUGAUUAAAAGCUGAGAACUCUGACUGUAAUAUAUUCUAUAUAAAAAAUUUAUCUAAGGAAAAAUAAAACUGCCGUGGGUUCCUUC
Messenger RNA from Motacilla alba alba, 2081 nucleotides. It is a transcript of the gene CHGA, whose product is annotated as chromogranin A. The transcript is spliced from 8 exons. The record is from RefSeq and is a predicted model, not a curated record. Bases 183 to 1592 code for a protein of 469 amino acids. Gene Ontology annotation, biological process: negative regulation of catecholamine secretion; negative regulation of insulin secretion; defense response to bacterium. Lineage: Eukaryota; Metazoa; Chordata; Aves; Passeriformes; Motacillidae. Gene Ontology annotation, cellular component: chromaffin granule.